CCCACCCAAAAUAUCACCCAAAUUUCCUCAUAAAUUCGCUAAUCUUCAACUUUAAAUCUCGAUCGACGCAAGUACGCAAUCUCACCAUUGGUAAUCUCAACAUCUUUCACCCUUGUUCUCGUUUCAAUUUUCGCAUAAUAAUGCAAUUAACUGUAUGUUCCUAAUUCUUUUCGCUACUUGAUUUUUAAGUCUUCUUAUUGCUUUCAUGUGCUGAAUUUGAUUUUGUUAUUAUAAAUCGUCUCUGAAUUGUUUCGUUUUGUGUUUCGGAAUGAGCGGAAUCGAGUAAAUUGGUAAUCUAGGGUUUCUUUUUAUAUUUAUAUACAGGAAAUUAAGUUCUCUUGAUUUGAUUGUAUCUGAAUGUGUUGAGUUAAGAUGCCUCUGUUAGUUGAUAACUCUUUUAAGGUAUUUGAUUGAUUAAGUUAGUGAUUGUAAAAAAAAAAAGUUAGUGAGUGUUUUGCUUACUUUGAAUAAUAUGCAUUUUUUUUUUCAAAUCUGCUUGAGUCUUUGAACAAAUUAGACUAGAGAUGAUGAAAAUAUCUUAUAUUUUGGUGUUUGAAAGUUAUUGGCUUUUGGGAUCAAACCGCACCGGAUCGCUACACGCUUUUAAAAACCAAAAUAACUUAGUCCUACACUACUCUAAUCAACAAACAAGUGUUGUUGAUCCUUUUCUUUCACUAGUUUUCUGUAAUUUUACUAAAAGUUUUACUUGUAAGUUUAUCCAGUCAAAAGGCUCACUUGUCGAUGACCAGGAAUACGUAAUUAUGUGAAUGUUUGUUGUGCUCCGCGUUCAGGAUUGAUCUAGUCACAUGGUUUAGUACGAGAUAUUUCUUUUUAGUUAUAUUUGAUAAUCAUAAUGGACCCUGCACGGUCGAACUCUGGAACUGCUGAGGAUAAUACUGGAAUUCCUGAUGAUUUACGUUGCAAGAGAUCAGACGGUAAACAGUGGAGAUGCCAUGCGAUGUCCAUGCCGGACAAAACCGUAUGUGAAAAACACUACAUUCAAGCAAAGAAACGAGCUGCAAAUUCUGCAAUGAGGGCCAGUCUCAAGAAAGCAAAAAGGAAACCUGCAGGUGAAAGUGACAGUUAUUUAGAGAGUAAAAGUGAUGAUAUGGAUUCACCUCUCGUGGAUUACCGAACGUCAGAUAAACAGAAAGAUAAGUCGUCGAAGAAGCUAAUAAGUUAUUCACCUGAAACACCUUCAUUUAAGACUUUAUCUGUUCACAUUUCUUCAAAAUCGAAUGACGAUCUACAAAGAGAUAUGGAUGAAUCUGAAGAGACACCAAAGGCUUACCAGACACCAUCGUCUGUUGCUGAUUCAUCAAAGAGCAGAUCUGAGAAGAUGCAUAAUGCUAGUGCUAUGACUGAAACUUCUGAUGGGAGUUCAGAAUCAUCUGAAGAUACAGGUGGACAAAUUUGUCAUCAGUGCCGACGAGAUGACGCACAGAAUAUUGUUUGGUGCGCUAAAUGUGAUAGGAGAGGAUAUUGUGAUAAAUGCAUUUCCACAUGGUAUCCUGACAUUCCCGCUGAAGAAAUCCAUAGAAUUUGCCCUGCAUGUCGAGGUUGCUGUAACUGCAAGAUGUGUUUACGUGGCGAUAAUAUGAUAAAGGGAAAAAUACGGGAAAUACCUGUGCAAGAUAAACUAGAGCAUCUAUUUUGUCUUUUGUCUUCUGUGCUUCCUGUGGUCAAACAGAUCCACUUUAACCAGUGCUUCGAAUUAGAACUUGAAAGAAAGCUUCGAGGAAACAGAAUAGAUCUUCCAAGGACGAAACUAAAUGCAGAUGAGCAAAUGUGCUGUGACUUCUGCAGAAUUCCGAUUAUUGAUUAUCACCGACACUGUGCGAAAUGCUCAUAUGAUAUAUGCCUUAGAUGCUGCCAAGACGUAAGAAAAGCCUCAAAAGACGGCGGUGAACCAGAUGCUAGCAGAAUUCAAGAUGAAGAUAUAAAUAUUAUCGAAAAUCAAGAAAACCCGUUAAAACAACGAAUAAGAUUAUCCGAUAAGCUUCGUGAUUGGAAAGCCAACGCUGAUGGCAGUGUUCCAUGUCCUCCGAAACAACACGGUGGUUGUGGUAACUCACCGUUGGUGCUAAAACGUAUUUUUAAAAUGAAUUGGGUGGCAAAACUUGUGAAAAACGUCGAUGAAAUGGUUAGUGGGUGUAAAAUGUAUGACAUCAGCCCUAAAAAUAUAGGUGGUUUAAGCAAUUUGUUGUAUGGUCCAUCUUGUGAAGAUAUAAAAAGCGAAGGGAUCGGUGAAUUUAGAAAACAUUGGCGUAAAGGUGAACCGGUUAUAAUUAAGGGGGUUUGCGAUGAGUCAUCAAUGUUAGGUUGGGAUCCUAUGAUGAUGUGGAAAGGAAUUCAAGAGACAACUGAGGAAAGAACAAAGGAAGAUAAUAGAAUUGUGAAGGCCGUAGAUUGCUUUGACCGGUCUGAGAUAGAUAUCGAACUUGGAGAAUUUAUCAGAGGAUACUCUGAGGGCAUCAUACGGGAAAAUAAUCAGCAACGUAUGUUAGUUUUGAAAAACUGGCCUUCUCCGAGCGCGUCUGAAGAAUUUUUAUUAUACCAGAGACCGGAGUUUAUUAGUAAACUACCUUUGCUCGAAUAUAUUCAUUCCAAGUGGGGCCUACUAAAUCUUGCUGCAAAGUUACCUCAUUACUCCCUGCAGAACGAUGUCGGGCCGAAGAUAUUGAUUUCUUAUGGAACGUCUGACGAACUUGGUCAAGGUGACUCGGUCAACAUGCUUCGUUUCAAUAUGCGUGAUGUGGUAUACCUGCUAGUGCAUACAUGUGAAGUAAAGAGCAAGUUACGAACAAAUGCACCAAAAUCACCAAUUGCAGAACACGAUGCAAAAAACGACGAGGAAAUAAAUAUAGAUUUAAUGGAAGUUGAUACCACUGAAACCCUAGGAAUUAGUGAUACCGGUAACGAGAAAGCUCUUAAAUGUGAAGAUUUAAACAAAAUUAGCGAGGGGACGUUUACAAAGAGCCAACCAGGAGCAAUUUGGGACAUUUUUCGCCGUGAAGACGUUCUGAAGCUGGUUGAGUAUAUGCGACUUCAUUGGAAUGAAUUUGGUUUCCCUGAUGACAUCAUAAUUGAUUCUGUACCGCAACCUCUUCAUGAAGGAAUGAUAUUCUUGAACAGUCACCAUAAAAGGAAGCUAAAAGAAGAAUUUGGUAUAGAGCCAUGGUCAAUUGAACAGCAUUUAGGAGUUGCGGUAUUUAUCCCCACUGGAUGUCCUUUUCAAGUGAGGAACCUUCAGUCAACGGUUCAAUUAGGCCUCGAUUUUCUUUUCCCCGAAAGUUUACCAGAGGCUGUAAGAUUAGCUGGAGAAAUCCGUGAGCUUCCUAAUGACCAUGAUGCAAAGCUUCAAACGUUAGAGGCUGGAAAAAUCUCAUUGUAUGCAGCAAGUUCAUCUAUCAAGGAAGUUAAAAAAUUGGUGUUGGAUCCAAAGUUUGGUGCAGAGCUCGCUUUCGAAGAUCCAAACCUAACGAAAUUGGUUUCACUGAAUCUCGAGAAGAUGAGUAAACGGCAGGUGGCGUGUGCUUAAACAUGCAGUUUCUGUCAAUGUAAUCUAAAUAUAUAAUUACAAACCCUACGUCGACAUGUUUUACGGCAAGACUUGCAUUUAUGUGACGAAAAAGAUUUAACUAUAGUCUAAUAGCAUUUAGGAGCUUCACUACA
This is a messenger RNA of Helianthus annuus (common sunflower), 3675 nucleotides long. RefSeq names its product lysine-specific demethylase JMJ25. The transcript has 14 exons. Gene Ontology annotation, molecular function: chromatin DNA binding; transcription coregulator activity; histone H3K9 demethylase activity. Gene Ontology annotation, cellular component: chromatin; histone deacetylase complex. Lineage: Eukaryota; Viridiplantae; Streptophyta; Magnoliopsida; Asterales; Asteraceae. The record is from RefSeq and is a predicted model, not a curated record. Bases 854 to 3541 code for a protein of 895 amino acids. Gene Ontology annotation, biological process: regulation of transcription by RNA polymerase II.